Messenger RNA from Peniophora sp. CBMAI 1063, 396 nucleotides. The record is from the annotation of a GenBank genome assembly. NCBI's taxonomy places the organism in Eukaryota, Fungi, Basidiomycota, Agaricomycetes, Russulales, Peniophoraceae.
AUGGCCUCUACCUUCACUGCAUGGCUGCGCUCGCCGGCGGCGCGCGAGUACUUCUUCAGCACGCAUUUCUGGGGCCCCGUUGCCAACUGGGGUUUGCCUCUGGCGGCGCUCGCGGAUCUUUCGAAGGAUGAGGAGGUCAUCUCUGGACCUAUGACCAGCGCUCUCACCGCUUACUCCAUGGUCUUUAUGCGCUUCGCAUGGCGUGUUCAGCCACGAAACUACCUGUUAUUCGCCUGCCAUGCGACGAACGCAACAGCUCAGUCAGUGCAGGGACUGCGCUACAUUAACUACUGGUACAAUGGCGGCCAGGAGAAGAAACAAGUGGCACACGUCGCCGACGUCGUGCAGCCGGCGAAGGAGGAGGUCGCUGCUGCCGUGGAGAAGCUCCGUAAAUGA